UAUGCUUCCCUGGAAAAAAAAACUCUAAUCACUGCGUUAGCAACAUCGAAAAAGUUAAAACUAAUAAUCCAAUUAUUUUAAUCCCAUAACUACCAAAAGAUUCAAUAAUGAUUCAAUAAAGUAGAAAAUAAAAACAAAACUAGGAUAAAGGUGAGUGCAAAAACUGCAAAGUCGUCCCCAUCUCUAAGAGUUUCAUCUUUGAUCAAUCUGGAAUCUUGAUCAAUAGAACCCAAAUCACAUUGCAAAUCCAUCAGAGAGAGAAAGAGAACGAGAAUGGAAGAUAGAAGCAUAACCGAAAAUGGAAACAGAGAACAAAACCCAUCAAAGGUGGUCACUUCCACCUCUAAUGGUUCAAUUUGUGGGUUCGAAUCGCUUCACCACCUCCUUCGUUCUUCUCUCCCUGUCGACACUUUCCAGGAAGUAAGCAGGUUGAUUCAUGGAAUGAAUUGUGGAAAACCACUUGAUCCUAUCACACUUCCAGCUGCAGCUUCAAGUUUGUCCUCUGACCAUGAUUUUGAUCUUCAGGCAUACUGCUUUCAAGCUCAGAAGGAAUCUCUAAGAGAGCCUCGGAUUGUAAGAGUGGGUCUUAUUCAGAAUUCUAUCGCCCUUCCCACUACAGAACCUUUUUUAGAGCAGAGAAGGGCCAUUUUUCAGAAAUUGAAGCCCAUAAUAGAGGCUGCAGGUGCUUCAGGAGUCAAUAUUUUAUGCCUUCAGGAAGCAUGGACUAUGCCAUUUGCGUUUUGUACCCGAGAGAAAAGUUGGUGUGAAUUUGCCGAGCCUGUCGAUGGGGAGUCAACAAAAUUUUUGCAACAUCUUGCAAGGAAACACAACAUGGUGAUUGUAAGUCCCAUUCUAGAGAGGGAUGUUGUACAUGGAGAGACAAUAUGGAACACUGCUGUUAUUAUUGGAAAUCAGGGUAACAUCAUUGGCGUACAUAGAAAGAACCAUAUUCCUAGGGUUGGGGACUUCAAUGAGAGCACAUAUUACAUGGAAGGAAACACUGGACACCCCGUUUUUGAGACAGCAUUUGGAAAAAUUGCCGUUAACAUUUGCUAUGGUAGGCAUCAUCCUUUAAACUGGAUGGCUUUUGGCUUGAAUGGAGCAGAGAUAGUAUUUAACCCAUCAGCUACUGUUGGUGAACUCAGUGAACCCAUGUGGCCAAUUGAGGCACGUAAUGCUGCAAUAGCAAAUAAUUAUUUCGUUGGCUCAAUAAACCGGGUUGGAACCGAGAGCUUCCCGAAUCCAUUCACCUCUGGAGAUGGAAAGCCACAGCAUAAGGAUUUUGGUCACUUCUACGGUUCCAGUCAUUUUUCUGCACCAGAUGCUUCUUGCAGUCCGUCCCUCUCUCGUUACAGAGAUGGUUUGAUGGUUGCAGAUAUGGAUUUAAACCUCUGUAGGCAGAUCAAAGAUAAGUGGGGUUUCAGAAUGACUGCAAGGUAUGAACUCUAUGCAGAGAUGCUCGCUCGUUAUGUGCAUCCAGAUUUCCAGCCUCAGAUCGUUACUGAUCCAUUAAUUCCAUUGGUAGAUAACAAGUUUCCAUCUUAACUCUUUUCUCGUACGAAAUAAGUGCGGUGUAUAUGUUAAGUAAUUUAUAGAUGGAUGGAGUAUAAUCAAGGACUUUGGUUUGCAAGUUUGUAAAUUUCAAAGCAUAGAAAUCGACUGUGAGACCCCUCUUGAUCUUCCUUCACCUUUUUAUCAGUAUUUUUCUUUUA
Molecule: messenger RNA, 1712 nt
Organism: Spinacia oleracea (spinach)
Lineage: Eukaryota; Viridiplantae; Streptophyta; Magnoliopsida; Caryophyllales; Amaranthaceae
Product: beta-ureidopropionase
Exons: 6
Coding region: 274-1545 (423 amino acids)
Molecular function (GO): beta-ureidopropionase activity
Source: RefSeq, a predicted model, not a curated record